Messenger RNA from Dibothriocephalus latus, 315 nucleotides. The record is from the annotation of a GenBank genome assembly. NCBI's taxonomy places the organism in Eukaryota, Metazoa, Platyhelminthes, Cestoda, Diphyllobothriidea, Diphyllobothriidae.
AUGCUCUGCUGCAAGCCUGCCAAGAAAAAGGACAACGAUGACAAUGAUGGUGACGACGACGACGAGAGCACAGAUAACAGCAAGGGCAAAGAGCGUAGCAAAAAGACCGGCAAGUCGGAUGAAAACGGUACCGGCAUCGGGGUUGGCAAAUCACGAGGAAUCCGCUUUCCUGGAGCCGUGAUCGUCGGCGCGAGCAAGCCGAUCCAGAUUAACCUUAACAUUCCAGGUCUAAGUUAUGCAGGAGGUGAAAAGGAGGACCCAUUCAGAAUGCUGGAGGACGCAACACCCUCAAACUUUUACGAGUCUUCCGACUAG